Messenger RNA from Closterium sp. NIES-65, 157 nucleotides. The record is from the annotation of a GenBank genome assembly. NCBI's taxonomy places the organism in Eukaryota, Viridiplantae, Streptophyta, Zygnematophyceae, Desmidiales, Closteriaceae.
ACCGGGAACAACUGAAGGACCUUGAUGAGCCAUUCAUCCUGCCUCCCACACAGGUUUUUAUGGAACUUGCUGCUGGUCUUUUCUUCACCAUCUGGGCAGCUGUGAACCUUCCAGGAGAAUCCUUCCUGCCCAUUCAGCUGUCCGAGGAUGUGAACAG